Molecule: messenger RNA, 3178 nt
Organism: Belonocnema kinseyi
Lineage: Eukaryota; Metazoa; Arthropoda; Insecta; Hymenoptera; Cynipidae
Gene: Cat
Product: catalase-like
Exons: 8
Coding region: 1-1533 (510 amino acids)
Biological process (GO): response to hydrogen peroxide; hydrogen peroxide catabolic process
Cellular component (GO): peroxisome; mitochondrion; cytoplasm
Molecular function (GO): heme binding; catalase activity
Source: RefSeq, a predicted model, not a curated record
AUGUCGAGGGAUACAGCAGCGGAGCAACUUAAUAAAUACAAGAGCAGUCUUCAGGGAGAACCCCCUGUUCUUUUGACUGGAAAUGGAGCCCCAAUUUCACAAAAAAUGGCCAGCCUUACGGCAGGGUCAAAAGGACCUAUGCUUCUACAAGAUUUUGUUUAUUUGGACGAAAUGGCACAUUUUGAUCGAGAAAGGAUUCCAGAGCGAGUUGUUCACGCAAAAGGAGCAGGUGCCUUUGGUUAUUUCGAGGUGACUCAUGACAUAUCCAAAUAUUCAAGAGCCAAAAUUUUUUCUGGAAUUGGAAAAAGGACGCCUCUUGCUGUUAGAUUUUCAACUGUUGGGGGUGAAAGUGGCUCUGCUGAUACAGUGAGAGACCCAAGAGGAUUUGCAGUCAAGUUUUAUACGGAGGAAGGAAUUUGGGAUCUUGUCGGCAACAACACCCCAAUUUUCUUCAUCAAGGACCCUCUAUUUUUCCCAAGUUUUAUUCACACACAAAAGAGGAACCCAGCAACUCACUUAAAGGAUAUGGACAUGUUCUGGGAUUUCAUUUCGCUUCGUGCGGAGACGACCCACCAGGUAAUGUUCCUUUUUUCGGACCGAGGAAUUCCCGAUGGCUAUCGUCACAUGAAUGGCUAUGGCUCGCACACGUUCAAACUAAUUAACGACAAAAACGAAAUGGUCUACUGCAAAUUUCAUUACAAGACGGACCAAGGAAUCAAAAAUAUCCUUGCUGAGAAAGCAGGUGAAUUAAGUGGAUCUGAUCCUGAUUAUUCGAUUCGCGAUCUCUACAAUGCUAUUGCUGAGGGUAGAUAUCCGACUUGGACUUUCUAUGUACAAAUAAUGAACCCAAAGGAGGCUGAGAGCUUCAAGUGGAACCCCUUUGAUCUUACGAAGAUUUGGCCACACAAGGACUUCCCAUUGAUUCCAGUGGGCAAAAUUGUGUUGGACAAGAACCCGGAAAACUACUUUCAAGACGUAGAACAACUUGCUUUUGACCCAGCUCACUUUGUCCCUGGAAUUGGACCCAGUCCUGAUAAAAUGCUCCAGGGACGACUUUUUGCUUACGGAGAUACUCACAGACAUCGCCUUGGACCCAAUCACCUUCAACUACCCGUCAACUGCCCUUACAAAGUAAUUUCGGCAAUGAACUAUCAGAGAGACGGCUUUAUGCCAAUCCACAAUCAAGGAGGAGCACCGAAUUACUUUCCAAAUAGCUUUAGCGGACCUCAACAGUGUCCAGCGGUGAAAGAACCCCCUUUCACAGUUUCUGGAACAUGUGAUCGCCACGAGCCAGAAAAUGAAGAUGAUUUUGGACAAGCUACCACCUUUUACAGAGAAAUUCUCGACUGUGAGGCUAAAAGUCGUUUGGUUAAUAAUUUGGUUGGAAGUUUGAAGGGCGCUUCGACCUUCAUUGUCGAACGGGCGGUCAGAAAUUUCACUAAGGUCGAUGCGGACCUGGGCAGACAAUUGACUGAUGGGCUGAGGAAAGCAGGGAAACCCAUCAACAUGACUGGAAAAUCCGCUAAUCUGUAAAGCAGUUUUUAUGAAGGAUUUAUUAAGUUUGCAUUGACAGGCAACGAGUUUAGUUGCUUACUCAAUUUUUACCAAUGUUAUAUUUGCAAUUCCAUUACAUUAUGUAUCCUUACUCGUUAGAAAUUCGCACCUUGGUGAUUGGUUGCGAUAAAAUAUAUAUUCUUACUUUGUAUAAAAUUUGUAAACAGUAUAUAUUUUACUUAAGGAUUUUUCUGAUAGAAUACACCUCAAGCCCGAAAAAAAGCCAAUGAUAAUUAACAUAAUUUUGAAUGUAAUCAAUUGUGUUUAGGCCUUUUCAGGUUUUAUGGUCUUAAUUUCAUAAAACCGUAAAAGGUCGCAAACUAGUUCAUUAUUCCUAUAUAUUGUCGGAAAAAUUAAACAAUUUGCAAUUGCGCAUGUGAAAUUAUUGUCCAACAAGGUUUUCUCACUGCCUGCGUAAGGAUUCCAUGAGCUUUGAUCUCUGCUACCAGCAUGGUGUGCCCUGUAAGACUUUUUUUAUUGUCAAAGAGGAUAUUGAUUAUAGAACGAAUUUAAAAAGUAUUCUGAUUGAGAAGAUGCUAGAAAAAUUUAAUGAAAAAUUAAUGAAAUGAAAAAUUAUUUCUCGGAAUGAAUGAAUGUAUCAAAGAAAAAUACUUUAGUAUCCAUUUGUUCAUUUUUCUUGCUGUUGCAAUUCUCCUCUUUAAUUAUUCUUAUUCCGAUAAUUGCUUGUCUUUAACGGUGCAGGACCUUUAGUAAAAUUUUUCGCCUGUAAUUAAACAACGAAUUCUAUUCUCUUAAUUAAGGGCAUGUAGUACUUAAAAAAUUAUCGAUUUUACCAGUUUUAGGUUUCCCUGGCUCUUUUUCUAGAAUAAUAAAUAUUUUGUCUUAGAAAUUUGGGAAAUGGUAGCGAACAUGUUAACGGACGUCCCCGCACACUCUUUUUGUGGAUUAGUUAAAAAAAAUUAAUUUUGCUAAAUUUGAUGUGUGUGUAUUUUGAGGUUAUGCAUGUUACAAUUAUCUCCAAUCAUUAUUCUUGAGUGCUACCGACAGCGACCUACAUUAUCGGAAUUACAGAGCUGAAAAACGAUCCUAACUUCAAAAUAGUCCACAUGUAUACGUUUUUUAUUUAGCACAGUAACUUUUUUUGUUACUAUUCGUCAAAAAAGAGUCCGGGGACAUCCGUUAUGAUAUUUUAUAGCAUCUUCGAAUUCAGUUUAAAACAUUUUCCAUUCUUGUGGAGAAAAAGCUGGGGGCGUUGUACCCGAUAGACGACACAACGAAGUAUCACAUGCCCUUAGAGAGGCACUAUUUAUAAACAUAUCAUUAUUUAAUCAUUUUAAUUUAUUCAUUUAAAUGCGUUCAGUACGAAGAUAUUCGUUAGCGCACAUAUGAUAUCCAUAAACUCUUCAUCACAAAAUGUCUUGAAAAUUUCAUCAGGAGAACUUUUAUCAUUUAAUCCAGCAUUAGGCUGCACGCUAUGAUUUUCAUCAAUGAAGAGAUGUAUGAUAGGAUAGAAGACAAGAAUGAUGUCAAGAUUUUUGCCACUAUUUUUUUAGCACUAGGCACAUUAAAACAUUCAUGUACCAACCUUAAAAUAGCAGCAAAUAAAUAAAUGUAUCACUUGACCUUGAAAUCUCGAGUUUCAGGGUCACGUCUGCGUUCAGGA